Molecule: messenger RNA, 2866 nt
Organism: Plodia interpunctella (Indianmeal moth)
Lineage: Eukaryota; Metazoa; Arthropoda; Insecta; Lepidoptera; Pyralidae
Product: peroxidase-like
Exons: 14
Coding region: 136-2058 (640 amino acids)
Biological process (GO): response to oxidative stress
Molecular function (GO): peroxidase activity; heme binding
Source: RefSeq, a predicted model, not a curated record
GACGGAUUGUUAUGAAAUUUGGUACACGGGUAGAAUGUAAACUGAAAUAACACACUGGUUACAUUAUAUGCUGAAAUUCCCACGGGAGCGAAGCCCCGGGGCGCAACUAGAGUGCCGAUUAAGGGAUAAAGAAAAAUGCAUGUGGUAGUGUGGACUGUGCUAUUAGGUGCGACGUCCGCCCAGUACUAUGACACGUUCACCGGUCAACCGAUCUCGCAGGCCCGGGUUGAGCAGCUGCGUACCCUUAAUAUGUUACACACAUGCGCAAUAGAAGUGAAGCCGUGCAACCCGCACGAGCCGCGUCGUCUCGACUACACGUGCAACAACCUGAAGCACCCGGCGCGGGGGGGUGUGUACACCCCCUACCACCGCAUGCUACCGCCGCGGCACUCUGCUGAGGGGGGCAUGGCCGUCGCUAAAUCUGGAAACGACUUGCCCAAUGCAAGGAAACUGAGGAUCGGUCUGCUGACAGACGCGCGGAAGGAGAACAAGAAAUACACGCAUCUAAUCACAAAUGUAGCACUACAGAUUACGGGAGACGUCACCUCUAUACACGACAGCAUAAACUACAUAGCAAUAACUCAGGAAUGCUGUACUCCUGCCGGCGCGCAGCGGCCGGAGUGUAUCCCCAUUCUGGUUGAUGAAGAUGACUUGUAUCUGAGAAACACCGAUGUCAGGUGUCUCAAUCUGACCAGAGCUAUCACAUACCAAAGGCUGGGUUGCGUGCCAAAGUCUGUGCCAGCUGAAAGGGUAAAUACAGUGGCGCCGAUGCUGGAGCUGUCCAGCUUAUACGGGCACGAGACGCCUGCUGCCAUGAGGUUCAGGGAAAUGUCCGGGGGGCGGCUGCGGGCGGACUCGCUGGGCGGCAAGGACUGGCCGCCCGCCUUCGCGUUCCAACCCAACCCUUGCGUCAUGAACAGGCCGAUCAAUGAGACCAGGUGUCACGAUUCAGGUUCAUCAACAACCAAUAUUCUAUUUGGUGGGAAUAUGAUGUUCCUGCAGUUUUACCGGCUGCACAAUGAAAUAGCCAAAAUGCUGGAAGCAAUGAACCCCUGCUGGAGUGACGACCAGCUAUACUUCACCACAAGGGAGAUUGUUAUUGGCAUUUCUGCCCAUAUUAUUUAUUACGAAUGGGCGCCUGAAAUCUUAGGAUACGACUAUCUGGUGAAUAACAAGGUGAUAUUCCCCGGCGCAUUACACGUGGACGAUUACGACCCGAAACUGGAGCCGAGGGUGAGCAUCGAGUACGUCACCGGCACCAGGUGGUUCCACGUCUUGCAGGAGGGGAGAGGAAAUUUGUACACCAAAGAAGGCAAGCUGUUCGGUAUGAUUCCUAUGGUGGACCUGACGCUGCGCACAGGAAUUUUGCCACUCAACAACACCAUCCAAGGCCUCACCCAGGGCAGUUUCAGACAGGGCUGCGGGUACAACCAGGGCACCGUCGAUCCUGAUAUGAGCGAACGAGUGCUGACGAGAAUGCAGAAGGCUUCCGACGUGAUCGCUUCAGAUAUAAUGAAGGGGCGAGACCAGGGGCUUCCCCCUUACAACGAGUAUCGCAAACUAUGUAAAUUGCCUGUAGCUAAAAGCUUUAAGGAUCUGCAUCAGUGGAUUGAUAGAGAGCAAGUCGAAACCAUGGAGUCCCUAUACGAGAGUGUAGACGACGUGGAGCUGAUGGCGGCAAUCUACGCUGAGAGGCCAAUGAAGGGCGCGGUUGUGGGACCGAUCCUCGCGUGCAUCAUGACCGACCAGUUGCUGCGGUGGCGGCGCGCCGAUCGCUACUGGUACCAGGGCGUGGUGCAUCCUUAUGCGUUCACUGCAGAUCAGCUUCGAUCGAUUCAGCAGAUAACAUUGGCCAAACUGUUAUGUAUAUCGGGAGACAGCGUGGAGGCGAUUCAACCUCAAGCGCUUAUAUUACCAGGCCCAGGGAACGAAAUAACAGACUGCAAACAUUACAAGGACCUGAAUCUGGAGCCGUGGCGGGACGUCAAGUGUCAGAAGAAGACAGACGAGGACCUAUACGAUCCAUACAGUGCCCAGAACGAGUAUUAUUGGUUAUAAACAACUUUAUAAUCCUACUAGCAGCCCGUCCCGGCUUCGGUCGCGUAAAAACAUAAUAAAUUAUAUCCCUAAACCUUCCUUAGGAAUCGCUCUGUCCAUUGGUGAAAACCGCAUGAAAAUCCGUGCAGUGGUUUUUGAGUUUAUCGCGAAUAACAAUAGCGAUACUCGAGGCGCGAUAAAUUUGUGUGGCCUUUGAGAAGGACUCCACAUCAUCAACAGCCAUUUGAAAAUACCCCAGAAUGAAUUAAUUAAUGACUUAGUUAUUAUAAUAACUAGUUUUUAAACUGUGGCGGAAUCUCUUUCGCCAAUUCUUCUCCUCUAUGGUCUACUCUAGAGAAAAAGAAGAAGAUUGAUUUGUGUCAAGCAAGAAAAAAAUGUUAUUACAUAAAAUAUAAUAAUAUCUACUUAUAAUUUUUAUUUACAUUAUCCGUAUGUUUAAUAUAUUUAUAUGUUACACACGAACUACGGUAAAUUUUAGAUAUUCCAUUAAAACCUAAAAUGUAUCAACUCUUAAUGGUAAAAGUCCGAACAAUUUAGUGAUUCUAACUUUUACCACCAUUCACUUGGUAAAUCAUAAGAUUUACAUCAAAGGCACGGUAAAUGUUGAAAAAAUAAUUUUACUUUUGUUAUUUUUUACUAUUUAAGAAGUAUUUUAAAGGAAGGUAUAACCUUACAUUUAAAAUGUAAAAACAUUUAUAAAUAAAAAUACUUACCAAAUGAAAAUAAUUCAAAAUAGCUAAGGAUUUGACUAAUUACUUAGUUAAUUAAUUACUCUCAUAAUUAUGAUACCUACAUAAAAAUAUGUAAG